Messenger RNA from Paramecium tetraurelia, 597 nucleotides. RefSeq lists its product as uncharacterized. NCBI's taxonomy places the organism in Eukaryota, Ciliophora, Oligohymenophorea, Peniculida, Parameciidae. The record is from RefSeq and is a predicted model, not a curated record. The transcript is spliced from 3 exons.
AUGUGUGAUGAAAUCAAUGAAAAUGUAUGUAUCUUAGUAUUUUGUGAAUUUUUGUAUUUGUUUUUGCUAUUUGAACAUUAUUAAAAUUUAUCAUUUUUUCUACUAAAGAAUCUAAAAUCUUUUGAAAUCAAUGUUCCAGAAUACUUUCUCUUCAUUAGGUAAUACUUGAAUUUGAUUAGAUUUGAAUAAUAAUGGUUCAUGAAUGUCUUUCAUCCUUAUUUUUAAUUUCUGACGCUUCAACAGUGGUCAUAACAAUAAGUCAUGAGCGAUGUCUAGUCUACAAUAAAGGUGGAGGAUGGCUUAGAUGAAUAACGAAUUGAAUCAAAAUCAACCAUAUAGUCCGUGGAAUAGAACUCAAACUAAAAGAAACAAAUAAAAAAAACUAGAAAGAAAAAUUCAAAAAAAAUGUAUAAUAAUGGUCACUGGACAAAAAAGGAACAUCGUUUAUACUUGUAAUUUAUAGAAACAAAUAAAGAAAUUAUGAUGAAAUCAGACAUGAAAAAGCAGGAGAAGAUCUUUAAAUAAAUGUCUAUUGUGAUUAAAUCACGAUCUCCUUCACAAUGUAGAUCUCAUCAUCAAAAAUUCAAUCCUUUUUGA